AAGGCUGCCCAAGGCAUGAGCACUACCCCAGCUCAACCUGUAGGAUCUCUGUCCCAAAGAAAGCGUCAGCAAUAUGCCAAGAGCAAAAAACAGGGUAAUACAUCUAAUAGUCGGCCAGCCCGUGCUCUUUUCUGUCUAUCCCUCAAUAACCCACUCCGAAGAGCCUGCAUUAGUAUAGUAGAAUGGAAACCGUUUGACAUAUUUAUAUUACUGGCUAUUUUUGCCAAUUGCGUGGCCUUAGCUGUUUACAUCCCAUUUCCAGAAGAUGAUUCUAAUUCAACAAACCAUGAUUUGGAAAAAGUAGAAUAUGCCUUCUUGAUUAUUUUUACAAUUGAAACAUUUUUGAAGAUUGUAGCAUAUGGAUUAUUAUUACAUCCCAAUGCAUAUGUUAGAAAUGGAUGGAAUUUGUUGGAUUUUGUAAUAGUUAUAGUAGGAUUGUUUAGUGUAAUUUUGGAACAAAUAACCAAAGAAGCAGAAGGGGGUAGCCAUUCCGGUGGCAAACCAGGUGGUUUUGAUGUAAAAGCUCUAAGGGCCUUUCGUGUCCUGAGACCCCUCCGGCUUGUAUCAGGAGUGCCCAGUUUACAAGUUGUCCUGAAUUCAAUUAUAAAAGCCAUGGUUCCCUUGCUCCAUAUUGCCCUUUUGGUAUUAUUUGUAAUCAUAAUCUAUGCUAUUAUAGGAUUGGAACUUUUUAUUGGAAAAAUGCACAAAUCAUGUUAUUUUGAAGAUUCAGAAAUAUUAGCUGAAGAUGAACCUGCACCUUGUGCAUUCUCAGGGAGUGGACGUCAGUGUCCUCAAAAUGGCACUGAAUGUAAGGGCGGCUGGCCUGGACCAAAUGGAGGCAUAACAAACUUUGAUAAUUUUGGUUAUGCAAUGUUAACGGUAUUCCAGUGUAUAACCAUGGAAGGAUGGACAGAUGUGUUAUAUUGGAUGAAUGAUGCUAUGGGAUUUGAAUUGCCAUGGGUGUAUUUUGUCAGUCUCGUCAUCUUUGGGUCAUUUUUCGUUCUAAAUCUUGUUCUCGGUGUAUUGAGCGGAGAAUUUUCCAAGGAAAGAGAAAAGGCCAAGGCCAGGGGAGAUUUUCAAAAGCUACGUGAAAAACAACAGCUAGAAGAAGAUCUCAAAGGUUAUUUGGAUUGGAUUACUCAAGCAGAAGACAUUGACCCAGAGAAUGAAGAGGAAGGUGAUGGAGAAGGCAAACGAAAUACAAGCAUGCAAGCAAGCGAGACUGAGUCAGUAAAUACUGAAAAUGUGGCUGGUGAAGGAGAGAACACAUGCUGUGGAAAUUUGUGUCAAAUUAUCUCAAAAUCCAAGUUCAGCCGACGCUGGCGUCGAUGGAACCGUUUCAGUCGAAGACGAUGCAGAGCUGCUGUAAAAUCUGUUUCUUUUUAUUGGUUGGUCAUUGUCCUGGUCUUCCUAAACACAUUAACUAUCUCAUCUGAGCAUUAUAAUCAGCCUGACUGGCUAACAGAAAUACAAGAUAUUGCAAACAAAGUCCUUCUGGCUUUAUUCACCUGCGAAAUGUUAGUAAAAAUGUACAGUCUUGGGCUGCAGUCUUACUUUGUGUCCCUAUUUAAUCGUUUUGACUGCUUUGUGGUCUGUGGCGGCAUUGUUGAAACCAUCCUGGUAGAGCUGCAAAUUAUGUCGCCUCUUGGAAUUUCAGUGUUCCGCUGUGUCCGUCUCCUCCGUAUUUUUAAAGUCACCAGGCACUGGACAUCCCUGAGCAACUUGGUAGCAUCCUUGUUAAACUCAAUGAAGUCCAUUGCUUCACUGUUGCUUCUGCUUUUCCUCUUCAUCAUAAUCUUCUCAUUGCUUGGAAUGCAGCUGUUUGGAGGCAAAUUUAAUUUUGAUGAAACUCAAACAAAACGGAGCACCUUCGAUAAUUUCCCACAAGCCCUUUUAACUGUAUUCCAGAUUCUAACAGGUGAAGACUGGAAUGCUGUUAUGUAUGAUGGCAUUAUGGCAUAUGGAGGCCCAUCUUCAUCAGGAAUGGUAGUCUGUAUUUAUUUCAUCAUCCUCUUCAUCUGUGGUAACUAUAUCCUGUUAAAUGUAUUCUUGGCUAUUGCGGUUGAUAACCUGGCAGAUGCUGAAAGUCUGAACACAGCUCAGAAAGAAGAAGCAGAAGAAAAGGAGAGAAAAAAGAGUGCCAGAAAAGAGAGUUUGGAUGCUAAAAAGGGUGACAAAUCAGAGGGUGAACCAAAGAAGGCCAAGGAUACUAAGGUUACAAUCAAUGAAUAUGGAGAAGAAGAAGAAGAAGACAAAGAUCCAUAUCCACCUUGUGAUAUCCCAGUAGGUGAAGAGGAAGAAGAGGAGGAAGAAGAAGAGCCUGAAGUACCUGCAGGUCCCCGACCCCGAAGAAUAUCUGAACUUAAUAUGAAGGAGAAGAUGACACCAAUUCCUGAAGGCAGCUCCUUCUUUAUUUUCAGCAGUACAAACCCGAUUCGAGUGGGUUGUCAUAGAUUAAUCAAUCACCAUAUUUUUACCAACCUCAUUCUUGUCUUCAUCAUGCUCAGCAGUGCUUCCCUUGCAGCUGAAGACCCUAUUCGCAGUCAUUCUUUUCGAAAUAAUAUACUUGGUUACUUUGACUAUGCUUUCACAGCCAUCUUUACUGUGGAAAUCCUUUUAAAGCUGACCGUGUUUGGAGCCUUCCUUCAUAAAGGGUCUUUCUGCCGGAAUUAUUUUAACUUGCUAGAUUUGUUGGUAGUAGGUGUUUCCCUUGUGUCAUUUGGCAUUCAAUCAAGUGCUAUAUCAGUUGUGAAGAUUCUGAGAGUUUUAAGAGUCUUAAGACCAUUACGGGCUAUUAACAGAGCAAAAGGACUUAAGCAUGUUGUUCAAUGUGUCUUUGUUGCCAUUCGAACUAUCGGUAAUAUAAUGAUCGUUACAACUCUACUCCAGUUCAUGUUUGCAUGUAUUGGUGUCCAGCUCUUUAAGGGAAAAUUCUAUCGAUGUACAGAUGAAGCAAAGCAAAAUCCUGUGGACUGCCAGGGAAUAUUUAUUGUUUAUAAAGAUGGAGAUAUGGACAGUCCAAUGGUGAGAGAGAGACAAUGGCAGAACAGCGAUUUCAACUUUGAUAAUGUCCUUACUGCUAUGAUGGCUCUUUUUACUGUUUCUACUUUUGAGGGCUGGCCUGCGCUUCUUUAUAAAGCUAUAGAUUCAAAUGGAGAGAAUGUAGGACCGAUCUACAAUUACAGAGUGGAAAUCUCUAUUUUUUUCAUCAUCUAUAUCAUUAUUAUUGCUUUCUUCAUGAUGAACAUAUUUGUUGGCUUCGUCAUUGUCACAUUCCAAGAACAGGGAGAACAAGAAUACAAAAACUGUGAACUUGAUAAAAAUCAGCGUCAGUGUGUAGAAUAUGCUUUGAAAGCCCGGCCGCUGCGUCGAUACAUUCCAAAAAAUCCUUACCAGUACAAAUUCUGGUAUAUGGUGAACUCUACUGUCUUUGAAUAUAUCAUGUUUGUCCUCAUCAUGCUCAACACCCUUUGCUUGGCUAUGCAGCACUAUGGACAGUCUAAACUUUUUAAUGAUGCAAUGGAUAUUCUGAAUAUGGUGUUUACUGCAGUGUUUACUGUUGAAAUGGUUUUGAAACUCAUUGCAUUUAAACCGAAGGGCUAUUUUAGUGAUGCCUGGAACUCGUUUGACUCCCUCGUCGUUCUUGGCAGCAUAGUAGACAUCGUUCUCAGUGAAGCCGAUCACUAUUUCACUGAUGCAUGGAACACUUUUGAUGCCUUAAUUGUUGUUGGUAGCGUCGUUGAUAUUGCUAUAACCGAAGUUAAUAACAGUGAAGACAGUGCUAGAAUCUCCAUCACAUUUUUCCGUCUGUUCCGAGUUAUGCGAUUAGUGAAGCUCCUCAGCAGGGGAGAAGGAAUCCGAACUUUAUUGUGGACAUUUAUUAAGUCAUUUCAGGCUCUACCAUAUGUUGCCCUUCUGAUAGCUAUGUUGUUUUUCAUCUAUGCAGUUAUUGGAAUGCAGGUAUUUGGCAAAGUUGCUCUGAAAGAUGGCAAUCAAAUUAACAGGAACAACAACUUUCAAACCUUCCCCCAAGCGGUGCUUCUUCUCUUCCGGUGUGCUACAGGAGAGGCUUGGCAAGACAUCAUGCUAGCUUGCAUGCCAGGAAAACGUUGUGAUCCAGAGUCUGAUUAUAACCCUGGAGAAGAAUACACAUGUGGAAGCAAUUUUGCUAUUAUUUAUUUCAUCAGUUUCUAUAUGUUAUGUGCUUUUUUGAUUAUCAAUCUUUUUGUGGCUGUCAUCAUGGACAAUUUUGAUUAUCUGACGCGUGAUUGGUCUAUCCUUGGUCCACAUCAUCUGGAUGAAUUUAAAAGAAUAUGGUCAGAAUACGAUCCUGAAGCAAAAGGAAGAAUAAAACAUCUUGAUGUUGUUACUUUAUUGCGACGCAUCCAGCCUCCCCUUGGUUUUGGGAAGUUAUGUCCUCACAGGGUAGCAUGCAAGCGGUUGGUAGCCAUGAACAUGCCCCUAAACAGUGAUGGAACAGUUAUGUUUAAUGCUACUCUAUUUGCUUUAGUAAGAACAGCCUUGAAGAUCAAAACUGAAGGAAAUCUAGAGCAAGCAAAUGAAGAACUCAGGGCAGUCAUAAAGAAAAUCUGGAAGAAAACUAGUAUGAAGCUCCUGGACCAAGUUGUUCCUCCUGCUGGUGAUGAUGAGGUAACCGUGGGGAAGUUCUAUGCCACCUUUCUGAUACAGGACUACUUUAGGAAAUUCAAGAAACGGAAAGAACAAGGACUGGUGGGAAAAUACCCUGCAAAGAACACCACCGUUGCAUUACAGGCUGGGCUUAGAACACUUCAUGAUAUUGGACCUGAAAUUCGCCGAGCUAUCUCCUGUGAUUUGCAAGAGGAUGAACCAGAACAAAAUCACCAUGAGGAGGAAGAAGUAUAUAAAAGAAAUGGUGCCCUGUUUGGAAACCAUAUCAAUCAUGUUAGCACUGAUACAAGGGAUUCAUUUCAACAGAUCAAUACUACCCAUCGUCCCCUGCAUGUGCAAAGGCCACUGGUUUCGUGUAUGGUGGACACGACUGAGAAAAAUGUGCAUCCACCAACAGGAAACUCUUUAUUCCAUAAUCAUCAUAGCCAUCACAACCACAAUUCAGUAGGGAAGCAAGUUCCCAACUCCACAAAUGCUAACCUCAAUAAUGCCAACAUGUCCAAGAUGGUAAACAGAAAACAUGCAAGCACUGGAAGUCAUGAACACAUGUCAGAAAGUGGGAGCCAAUCAUACUCCAGAAAAGAUCACCGGGAACGUAGACGUUCAUCCAAAAAGAGAGCUCGUUAUUAUGAAACUUACAUUAGGUCAGAAUCGGGUGACAGACAUAUACCUACAAUUUGUCGACAAGAUCAUGAAAUUAGAGAUUAUUAUAAUGAUGAUUGCUAUCUGGAUGAUCAGGAAUAUUUUAGUGGUGAUGAGUAUUAUGAAGAAGACAGUAUGUUGCCAGAAAACUGGCAUUCUCAUGACUACCAUAGCACAUAUCACUGUAAUGAUUUAGAUUUUGAACGGCCAAAGGGUUAUCAUCACCCACAUGGUUUUUUUGAGGAAGAUGACUCACCCGUGUAUUAUGAUUCCAAAAGAUCUCCUAGGAGACGGCUGCUACCUCCAACACCUACAUCCAAUCGCCGCUCUUCCUUUAAUUUUGAAUGCCUCCGCAGGCAGAGCAGUCAUGAUGAAUUACCACCCUCCCCUACCUUUCAUCAACACACUGCUUUACCUCUGCAUUUAAUGCAACAGCAGGUCAUGGCAGUUGCAGGUCUGGAUGCCACUAAAGUACAUAGGCAUUCUCCAAGUCGCUCAACACGUUCCUGGGCUACACCACCUAACCGGGAUCGCGUCCUUUAUUAUACACCUCUUAUACAAGUUGAUCAACCUGAUUCUACAGAAUAUAUGAAUGGUAGCUUGCCGUCUUUGCAUAGGAGCUCCUGGUAUACCGAUGACCCUGAUAUUGCAUAUCGGACAUUUACACCAGCUAAUUUGACUGUACCAAGUGAUUUUAGGCAUAAGUAUAGUGACAAGCAAAGAAGUGCCGACAGUUUGGUAGAAGCGGUGCUUAUAUCUGAAGGAUUAGGACACUAUGCAAGGGACCCAAAGUUUGUUUCUGCAACAAAACAUGAGAUUGCAGAUGCUUGUGACAUGACUAUCGAUGAGAUGGAAAGUGCUGCGAGCCACCUUCUCAAUGGAGACAUUAGCAAUGGAACUAAUGGUGACAUGUUCCCUAUUUUAAAUAGACAAGAUUAUGAACUUCAAGAAUUUGGUCCUGGCUUUAGUGAUGAAGAGCCAGAUACUGGAAAAUAUGAAGAAGACUUAUCUGAUGAAAUGAUAUGCAUUACAACCUUAUAGUAUUUAGUGAGGAGGGAAAAUAUGUUUGAUUUUAAACAAACAGAAGUGCCUCAUAGUUCUAUGA
This is a messenger RNA of Pseudonaja textilis, 6397 nucleotides long. Lineage: Eukaryota; Metazoa; Chordata; Lepidosauria; Squamata; Elapidae. The record is from RefSeq and is a predicted model, not a curated record.